Arabis nemorensis is the source of this 1491-nucleotide messenger RNA. NCBI's taxonomy places the organism in Eukaryota, Viridiplantae, Streptophyta, Magnoliopsida, Brassicales, Brassicaceae. The record is from the annotation of a GenBank genome assembly.
AUGUCUGGAGCUAUAACUUGCUCUGCGAGUGAUCUCUCCGCCCUUCUCGGCCCCAACGCCACGGCGGCAGCCGACUACAUCUGCAGCCAAGUAGGUACCGUGAACAACAAGUUCACCGAUGUAGCCUACGCUAUAGACAACACCUACCUCCUCUUCUCCGCCUAUCUCGUCUUCGCGAUGCAGCUCGGCUUUGCUAUGCUCUGUGCUGGCUCGGUUAGAGCAAAGAAUACGAUGAACAUCAUGCUUACCAAUGUCCUUGAUGCUGCAGCCGGGGGACUCUUCUACUAUCUCUUUGGUUACGCUUUUGCUUUUGGCGAAUCCUCCAAUGGGUUCAUUGGAAGACACAACUUUGGUCUUAGAGACUUUCCGACUCCUACCUCAGAUUACUCCUUCUUCCUCUAUCAAUGGGCAUUCGCAAUUGCAGCCGCUGGAAUCACCAGCGGUUCGAUUGCGGAGAGGACUAAGUUUGUGGCGUACUUGAUAUACUCAUCAUUCCUAACCGGGUUUGUUUAUCCAGUUGUCUCUCACUGGUUCUGGUCCCCGGACGGAUGGGCUAGUCCCUUCCGUUCAGUAGACCGUUUGUUUGGCACCGGAGCCAUUGAUUUUGCUGGCUCUGGUGUUGUUCAUAUGGUUGGUGGUAUUGCCGGAUUAUGGGGUGCUCUUAUAGAAGGUCCUCGAAUUGGUCGGUUCGAGGAAGGAGGCGGUGCAAUUGCUCUGCGUGGCCACUCUGCUUCGCUUGUCGUCCUCGGGACCUUCCUCCUCUGGUUCGGUUGGUAUGGUUUCAAUCCUGGCUCCUUCACCAAGAUCCUCAUUCCGUACAACUCUGGUUCCAACUACGGCCAAUGGAGCGGAAUCGGCCGGACAGCAGUUACAACAACGCUCUCGGGAUGCACCGCGGCUCUAACUACACUUUUCGGAAAACGCCUCCUAUCAGGCCAUUGGAACGUAACUGAUGUUUGCAACGGGUUACUUGGUGGGUUUGCAGCCAUAACCGCAGGCUGCUCUGUGGUAGACCCAUGGGCAGCAAUCGUAUGCGGCUUUGUGGCUUCCCUCGUCCUUAUCGGAUGCAACAAACUCGCAGAACUUCUUAAAUACGAUGAUCCACUCGAAGCCGCACAACUGCACGGAGGGUGCGGCGCAUGGGGACUGAUAUUCGUAGGACUGUUUGCAAAGGAGAAGUACGUAAACGAGGUUUACGGCGCCAGCCCGGGAAGGCACUAUGGGCUAUUCAUGGGUGGAGGCGGGAAGCUAUUGGGAGCACAAUUGGUUCAAAUAGUGGUGAUUAUAGGAUGGGUUAGUGCCACAAUGGGAACACUCUUCUUCAUCCUCAAGAAGCUUAAACUGCUAAGGAUCUCGAAGCAAGAUGAGAUGAAGGGAAUGGAUAUAGCACGUCAUGGAGGUUUUGCUUAUAAUGACGACGAGUCCAUUCAGUUUUCGAGAGUGAAGCCUGGAUCUCCUCUACCUCGUUCUCCUAAUUCUCCAGCCGUUUGA